Brassicogethes aeneus is the source of this 3725-nucleotide messenger RNA. The record is from the annotation of a GenBank genome assembly. Lineage: Eukaryota; Metazoa; Arthropoda; Insecta; Coleoptera; Nitidulidae.
UGUCCGCUAAGUUACUCAAAAAAAUGAUAAAAAUAAGGUCCGUAAAUUACAUCACUCAACGACUUGAACGUCCUUUGACACUUAAAUAAAAAAUUGCUAUUACGACAGCUGGUGUCAUAAUAACAGAGGCAAAUAAAGAAGGAUGACAGUGAUUAUGCACGACAAAACAAAAAAUCACAUCAAGUUCGCGAGCCAACUAUGUAGACAAAACGCAUGGUUCGAUGGUCGUACUACCCAGUGGAAAUGGUAGCGGCAGCAGCCAGUUACUCUUCUAUGUUUUAUUCCACUCUAGUUCGGUGUAAACUGUCAUUCGGCGAAGACAACAUCGGGUACCCACUAUUGAAAGGUGCAUGUGCAACUUCAACAGACUUUAGUUUUGGUUUUGCUAAGUGUGUUAUAAUUGCUUGAAUUUUUGUUCUUUUUGUUAUUGUUUCAGGCAAAUUAAAAUGUCCCAUGUCACAAGUAGAGAACAAAGUGCAAGUGAGGUGAAAAUAGUGCUAAAAAAUAAGUAAAUGGAUCCAACAUUGGAUUUACCAACAUAAUGCUGAGGAUAUAUGGACGACUAGUAUUAUUUCUAUUCUUUUUUCUAUUUGGAAAUCUUUGGACCUACGAGAUUCACGAAUUACAAAGCCUACUUAGCCCAUCAGAAUGGAUAUCACUUUUUGGAAAUCUAAAUACAGAACACAGCUACAUCAUAACGUUUCCGGAACACCGGCCAGGGGAAGAGAUAUUUUCCCAAGAAGAUGAAGGCGAAAAUUUGGUGCAUCGACUGCAUAUAAACGCGUCAAAUUUCGGGCGGAACUUCGAGCUGGAACUGGUGCCCAGUCCUCGGCUUUUGGCGGAUAAUUUUGUUUAUUUGGAAACGUUUGCCAAUGGGUCGUAUCCCUUGUUUCUAGAAAAUGACGAGGACUGCUACUUUAGGGGCGAACACAGCGCGCUUAGCCUGUGCGACGGGAUUAGAGGCAUAGUCCACAGCACAAACAAAGAAUCCUACAUAAUACAUCCACUGCCAAAAAGAUUUCGCAAACAAUCAUCAAUUCCUCACAUUCUGAUACGCAAAAGUCAUUCAAAGCUCAGUCCACAGAGGUGUCCUUACGAAUUCAACAGUACUGAAGUAACACAAAACAAUGACAAAGACUUAACCAAAGCUCUAAAAAGAAGAAAAAGAGAGACCUUCCCGCCUGGAGCACCAGUAUUUGUGGAAACUGCUGUUUUUGUGGACAGGGACUUGUUCGAGCAUAUGAAAAUCAAUUUUCCCACCGACACAGAACGGGAGUUGAUAAGAUUUGUUUUGGCGAUGAUAAAUGCUGUUCAACUUCUUUACCAUGAUGCUAGCUUGGGCAGGCCCGUAAACUUCGUUCUAAAAAGAUUGGACAUCCUGAAAGAGGAAGCGCCAGGUUUGCUAAGACCGCCUGAUAUCGACAGGUUCCUCUCGAAUUUUUGCAACUGGCAGAGAACCAAGAACCCCGUGGGCGAUAGAGAACCAUCUCAUUGGGAUCACGCUCUGAUUUUAACCGGGUUGGACUUGUAUGUUAGAGGGAAGCAUGGUAAAAUAUCCAGCCAAGUAGUGGGCUUGGCACCAGUAGCAGGAAUGUGCACUGCCACAAGCAGUUGCACUGUUAACGAAGGCAGACAUUUUGAAAGUGUUUAUGUUGUAGCUCAUGAAAUUGGUCACAACCUGGGAAUGCGCCACGAUGGUCCUCUAGCUGACAACGACUGCGACCCAAGCAGCUACAUAAUGUCACCCACCUUGGGGAGUGGAAAAAUUACUUGGUCGAGUUGCAGCAGAAGAUAUUUGCAGAAAUUCCUAGACACAACUCAAUCCAGAUGUCUCUUGGACCACGGAAGUUCCUCUGGCCAACUAGAUCACAGCGCUGAAGGAGCUCUACCGGGAGAAAGAUUCGAUGCCAACCAACAAUGCAUGCUUAAGUAUGGAAGAGGCAGCAAGCACUCAUCGCAGCAACCCUUGGAUGACGUAUGUCGCGACUUACACUGCGAAAGGGAGAGAUACACUUGGACGUCACAUCCGGCCUUAGAGGGUACCGUGUGCGGAAAGAAUAUGUGGUGUAGAGGUGGUAGGUGUGUAACCAAAGGUUUAUCGUUGAAUGCUGCAUACACAGCGGCGCAAAAUUCUGCUACUCAGAGAGAUGGCGGUUGGGGGAAGUGGAGGUCUUUCAGCGAGUGCGCUUCCGGUUGCCUAUUCGGCGAGGAGGGAAGGCUAAGAACGGGGAGUACCGGUAUUAUGGUGUCGGAAAGAAUGUGCAACAAUCCCAGGCCACAAGGAGGUUUGGAGUGCGAUGGCCACGAAAGAAAGUAUCAAGCAUGCCAUGCCCAGCAAUGCCUUAAUGUGCCCAGAUUGAGCAUUGGAGAGUUUGCUGAGCAAGUUUGUUCCAGAGCCAAAGACGUCGAUAAGGAUCUAACUGGUUCUGGCAUGCAGAAGAUUAGUUCUGACCCUGAGGAAGCUUGCGUGGUGUGGUGCCAGAAGCAGAACGGAAGCACCAAGAGCCGGGGUUGGACCUUCCCCGACGGAACCGCCUGCCAGACGCGCCGCCACCGCUACGGUCGUGCAUCAUACUGCAUCAACGGCCGAUGCGAGGAGUUCGUGUGCGAUCCGUACGACGAGUCGGCGCACGCGCAAAACCCAGACCUGUGCCCGGUGGACCGCGACGACAACGAGGUGAUUAGAAGGACCGGAUUGAGACGCAGAGAAAGCGCGGUGAGAUGGAAGAGUGCCAGCGGCUGCCACUACAACUGCAUAGCUCCCGGGAGCGGCAUUCGAUUGGUGAUGGCCAAAGGAAAGCUCGCCAAGUCCAGCAUACAGCUCUGCAACCCUGAUCAAUAUGGCUGCGGUAGAGUGAAGUCGCCUUUUCAACAUGCUUCAAUGGUUUGCAAUAAGUACAAAGAUAGAGUGAGGAGGUUAUCAGGUUUGGGAAUGCAGAUAUCUCCUGCUAUAGAGGACCCAGACAGACCAUGCAGGGUAGCUUGUCAAGAUGAAAACAUAUCACAUCGUUUUUACUUAGUAAAUGGAGAAGAAGGCUGGUUCCCAUUCGGUACAGAUUGUACCAGAGGUUCUUCUGACAAAAAAGCUUUCUGUAUAAGCGGUAAAUGUUUGGAAUUUGGUUCAGAUGAUACUCCUUUAUCAGAAAGUGAAUUUACUCUUCCUUUAUUAUCCAGAUCUCGCAGAUCAUUACAGAAUAAUUCCACUAGAAUAACUGCCACUUUAAACCAAAAACAAUUGGAUGAAAUUAUUGAUGGAUUUAAUCGAACUGUAUUAGGUAAUUUUCGUUCUGAUAACAAGUUUUUCGACAUAGAUUUAAGUAAUCCUAUACAUGUGAAUAUGGAAAUGCCGGUUGAUAGACGACCCUAUAAGAAUUAUAAGCCCAAUAAUGAGUAUGAUUAUAUGAAUUACGCCUAAGGAUAAGUAAUUAAAGUCAUUUAUGUGAUAAUAGGUAGGGAGGGAUGAUGGUACAAACUGUUUUUGUAAAAAGUAUUAUUUUAUAUUUUGUACUACUUACUACUAAAAAUGUGAUUAAUAAACAUAAUUACAUUGUUAAGAAUAGUGUUUGUUUUAUUGACUUACAUUUUAUAAAUUUCAUUGUUUUAUAGUAUUUUUAGACUCCUCCUCAAGUUCUUGUAGCACAAAAAACAAUUUUGGACUGUCUUUAAGAAAAUACAUCCAAAGUUGUCUAAGAUGGUUUUUCCAUUUAUCAUCUUGAAUUUUUUUC